This is a messenger RNA of Sclerotinia borealis F-4128, 1671 nucleotides long. The record is from the annotation of a GenBank genome assembly. Lineage: Eukaryota; Fungi; Ascomycota; Leotiomycetes; Helotiales; Sclerotiniaceae.
AUGGGGAGCAGCCAAACCGAAGAAUAUCUCAGAAAUCCAACCCCACCCCUCGAGGAAGAUCAACUCAUCGUCAAUGCCGUCGAUAUUGCAGCAAAAGUCAAACCUCAAGCCAUUUAUGCCGAAUUCCCAGUAUCUUCUACUAGCUACGAUGAGGGUUUCCGCACCGUGAACUACGAGCGACUUGCCAACGCAGUCAACGGAUUGGCAUGGUGGUUAACAGCGCAGAUUGGGAAAAGCAAACUCUUCGACACGCUGAUCUAUACCGGUCCCAACGAUUUCCGUCAAAACGCCAUGAUUCUAGCUUGUGUGAAGACAGGAUACAAGCUACUUUUAGCUUCACCUCGCAAUCAAGUCUCAGCAUUGAAAUCGCUUCUAGAAGCGGUCGAUUGCAAAUACACACUCGGCGCCAACCUCAACUCUCCACUCGUGAGCGCCAUCCAAGAAGCAAAACCCAUGCCAGUUUUCCAGAUCCCCAGUGUUGAAGUACUUCUUGAAGAAACAUUUCCGCAUUAUGCGUAUAACCGAACAUUUGAGAAGGCAAAACAUGAUCCCAUUCUCAUUCUCCAUACUUCCGGAACGACCAAUGUACCCAAACCAAUUACAUACACAAACGACUGGGCAACUGUAUAUACACGCGCGUUGCGAUUAGAAGCACCCACUGGAACAGUCAGCAACGAUAUAUUGUUCCGACAAGGGAGAUUAUUCGUCAUGAUGCCCGCUUUUCACGGGGCGAACAUUUUCCCCAAUUUCUUCUGUGCACUCACGAGCCAGACGACGAUUGUUUUCCCGCCGGCAAACCUGCCGCCGACGAUUGAGAGUUUCCUCGGAGGUAUCCAGGCCACUCAGGUCGACGUCGCGUUUAUCCCACCUCAUUUCAUACCGCAAAUCGCUAGCAAUCCCCAAUAUCUCGAUUUUGUCAGCCAACAUGUCACAACCAUCAUAUCAGGCGGCGGCGCAAUCCCCAAACCAGCCGGUCAAGUACUCAGCUCGCGCAUCAAAUUCUUCACAAAAUAUGCAUCCACUGAAAUGGGAAGCCUACCCUGUACUCGCCCGUCCGGAUCCUGGACACCCGAAAACUGGAAUUGCAUCACCCCGCAUCCAGAAACAGGUAUUGAAUUUCAAUUCCACUCGCAUGAUAACGAGGGAGAUAUGUAUGAAGCGUGCAUUCGACGAAACCACUCUAACUCUGAUAACGAACAACCCAUCUUCAAACUCUUCCCCAAAAUCCACGAGUUUCGAACCCGAGAUCUGUUCAGACGACAUCCGCACUCAACCAAUCAAUGGGAAUGGUGCGGACGAGUCGACGAUACCAUUGUGCUCUCAACAGGUGCUAACAUAAGUCCGGUGAUCAUGGAAGAGGGACUUGCUAGACACCCUGAUAUCCGUGCUGUAUUAAUGGUUGGAAAUGGAAGGUUGCGACCAGCGCUUAUGAUUGAAGGGAAGAACGAAGAUACAGAUUUGUGCGAAGUGAGUGAGAGUCUUUGGGAUACGAUUGAGGAGUUGAAUGGUGAAUAUUGCGAGGAUCAUCGGAUUACCAGAUCUCAUGUUUUGUUUGUUGAUGGGGGGAUCCCUAUGGCGAGGAGUGCAAAGGGGACGAUUCAGAGAGCGACGACGGUGGAGUUGUAUGAAAAGCGGCUGGAAGAAUUGUAUGUUACUGCUGAUGCUGUGUGA